AUGGAGCUGUGGCACACGUUCACGCCGCCGGCGAAGCGAGGGCGAGGCCUCGCGAAGAUCGUCGUCGACGCCGCGCUGAGGUGCGCGGCGUUGAACGGACUGACCGUGGACGCGACGUGCUCGUACGCGCGCCGGGUCCGCGACGCCGCCGCCGCGCCGGCGGCGGCGCCCGCGCCGGCGAAGGACGCGCGCGCGACGAAUCAGGAGAAGAGUCAGUCCCCGCCGCCGCGGAAGCGACGGAGGUCGACGACGACGCCGGAGUCGACCAGCGCGCAGGGGAUCGCGCUGCUGCAGCUCGCGGCGGCGGCGGCGACGACGACGACGACGCGCGGCGGCGGCGGCGGGUCGACGACGGCGGCGGCGGAAGCUGGAACGUCAACCGUCGCCGUCGCCGCGACCGCGGCCGCUGUCCUCGAGAGUCAGCAGUGCGCGCACGGACGACGGAAGAGCCGGUGCAAGGACUGCAACCCCGCGGGCGCGGCGCGCGCGAGAGAGAGCGGGCGGUGCGUGCACGGGCGCGUCAAGUCGCAGUGCAAAGAUUGCGGCGGCGUGUCCAUCUGUCAGCACAACCGCCUGCGCGCGAUGUGUAAGGACUGCGGCGGCGCGUCGAUAUGCGUGCACAAGCGCGAGCGGUACUACUGCAAGGAGUGCGGCGGGAACGGGAUCUGUCAGCACGGGAAGGUGCGGUCGCGGUGUAAAGACUGCGGCGGGAGCGCGAUUUGCGCGCACGGGAGAGAGCGGCGGUACUGCCGCGAGUGCGGGGGGAAGUCGAUAUGUCCGCACGGGCGACAGAAGAGCAAGUGCAAGGAGUGCGGUGGGGCGUCGAUAUGCUCGCACGGGCGGCUGAGGAGUCAGUGCAAGGAGUGCGGCGGCGCGUCCAUUUGCCCGCACAAACGGCUGAAGCACCGGUGUAAGGAGUGCGCGGCGGCGGCGGCGGCGGCGCGCGCCGGGAGCGGCGAGGGGGCGCGUCCUGCGAUACCUCGCCUGCCGCCGCCCGCGCCGCCCGCGGCCAGUUGA
This is a messenger RNA of Micromonas pusilla CCMP1545, 1017 nucleotides long. RefSeq lists its product as uncharacterized. The record is from RefSeq and is a predicted model, not a curated record. The coding region runs from base 1 to 1017 and encodes 338 amino acids. The transcript has a single exon. NCBI's taxonomy places the organism in Eukaryota, Viridiplantae, Chlorophyta, Mamiellophyceae, Mamiellales, Mamiellaceae.